Messenger RNA from Merops nubicus (carmine bee-eater), 533 nucleotides. Its product is annotated as calumenin. The record is from RefSeq and is a predicted model, not a curated record. Gene Ontology annotation, molecular function: calcium ion binding. The annotation marks the transcript as partial. The transcript has 4 exons. Gene Ontology annotation, cellular component: endoplasmic reticulum. NCBI's taxonomy places the organism in Eukaryota, Metazoa, Chordata, Aves, Coraciiformes, Meropidae.
AUGACCCAGACCCCGAUGAUGGAUUUAAUUAUAAACAAAUGAUGGUGCGAGACGAGCGACGUUUCAAGAUGGCCGACAAAGAUGGAGACCUGACUGCCACCAAGGAGGAGUUCACGGCCUUCCUGCACCCUGAGGAGUACGACUACAUGAAGGACAUCGUCGUGCAGGAGACCAUGGAGGACAUUGACAAGAACGGGGACGGCUUCAUCGACCUGGAGGAAUACAUUGGAGACAUGUACAGCCAGGACGGGGACGCCGACGAGCCCGAGUGGGUGAAGACGGAGCGGGAACAAUUCGUGGAGUUCCGCGACAAGAACCGCGACGGCAAAAUGGACAAGGAGGAGACCAAGGACUGGAUCCUCCCCUCCGACUACGACCACGCCGAGGCCGAGGCCCGGCACCUCGUCUACGAGUCCGACCAGGACAAGGAUGGCAAGUUGACCAAAGAGGAGAUCGUGGAGAAGUACGACCUGUUCGUGGGCAGCCAGGCCACGGACUUCGGCGAGGCCUUGGUGAGGCACGACGAGUUCUGA